AUGCCCACUGAGAAGAAACAGGUGGUGGUAGUGCACAAAUACAAACACAAAUUUUUAUAUGACCGUCAAGGCAUGUUACGUGGUGGUUCUCAGCCAAACGGACAAUCACCAUCCACCGCAGGUGGUUCAAACCCUAACGGACAAUCACCGUCAAGCCCAGGUGGUUCUCAACCAAACGGACAAUCACCAUCAAGCCCUGGUGGUUCUCAGCCAAACGGACAAUCACCAUCCACCGCAGGUGGUUCGAACCCUAACGGACAGUCACCAUCUCUCCCAGGUGGUUCAAACCCUAACGGACAAUCACCAUCUACCCCAGGUGGAUCAAAUCCUAACGGUCAAUCACCAUCGAGCCCAGAUGGUUCUCAGCCUAAUGGACAAUCACCUUCCAGCCCAGGUGGUUCUCAGCCUAACGGACACUCACCAUCAAGCCCAGGUGGUUCUCAGCCUAACGGACAAUCACCGUCAAACCCAGGUGGUUCAAACCCUAAUGGACAAAACCCUGCAGGCCAUAGUCCUAAUUCACCUAGCUCUAAACCUGACUUAGCACCUCAAAAACCCUACUCCGUUUACAAAUAUGAUCAAUACAGUUCUAAUAAUGAAGCGAACAGCCAGUCUCAAGCAAGUCAAAGCGGAUAUCUGGCUGAAUAUAACAAAGACAGCAGUUUGGACAAUCACCAUCAAGCCCAGGUGGUUCAAACCCUCACGGACAAUCACCAACCACCCCAGGCGGUUCAAACCCUAACGGACAAUCACCAUCAAGCCCAGGUGGUUCUCAGCCAAACGGACAAUCACCAUUAA
This is a messenger RNA of Zerene cesonia (dogface butterfly), 798 nucleotides long. RefSeq lists its product as uncharacterized. The record is from RefSeq and is a predicted model, not a curated record. Lineage: Eukaryota; Metazoa; Arthropoda; Insecta; Lepidoptera; Pieridae. The transcript is spliced from 3 exons. The coding region runs from base 1 to 798 and encodes 265 amino acids.